Molecule: messenger RNA, 519 nt
Organism: Asparagus officinalis (garden asparagus)
Lineage: Eukaryota; Viridiplantae; Streptophyta; Magnoliopsida; Asparagales; Asparagaceae
Exons: 1
Coding region: 1-369 (122 amino acids)
Source: RefSeq, a predicted model, not a curated record
AUGGCACUCUCCUUUAUUGCAGCCCAGUGGGAUUCCCUCCUCCAACGCCAACCUUUCCUCGUCUACAUAACAACAUGGACGAUGCUCAUAACAUCAACAGUCGCUGUGGUUUCCUUCUCACCCGAGGUUGCAUUCACGGUGGCGGUAUCUCUUCCCUCGCCUUUUGCAAGCGAAUGCAUGCCUGGUUAUGUGAGAUUGCCUUUGGAUGGACCGGCGAUGGAGGUGGUGUGCUUGCCUGCACUGUUUUUUGGGCAGUCGAAGCUUGAUCUUGUUGUUCCUCCUCUGUUUGCCGCGGUGGUUGUUGCUGCGUCGGUUUGUUUUGUUCGGUCGGUUGGGUUGUGGGAGGUGGAUGAGGAUGUUGAGAGUUGAAUAGACAGAGAUUCAAAUUUGGGGUUGUUUGGUAUGCUGGAUUUGUAAGAACAACGGAUAUUGCAUGCAGGAAAUUACGCUCAAAUCUGCCGCUUGGACAUGCAGCAGCACGGAUUUUUAUCAACCAAACAAUACUUUUUUUUUCUUGUC